AUGACGAGCAUGUGCCGUGAUGCAUGUUGUGUAAACUGAAAGAAGACACCGCGGCAAAAUACUGAGCUUUUCAGUAAUAAAUACUAACCUUUUUAUUCUGCAUCAAAGAAAACUUUUGCAGUUAUGAAAUGUCACUAUGAAGUACUUGGAGUAUCACCAGAUUGUACAUCCGAUGAUUUAAAAAAAGCUUACAGAAAAUUGGCUUUAGAAUGGCAUCCUGAUAAAAACCUUCAUAGGCUUAGUGAAGCAACUGAAACAUUUCAACUUAUACAGCAAGCUUAUGAAACUCUUAUAGAUCCUCAAGAGAGAGCUUGGUAUGAUCGUCAUAAAGAAGAAAUCUUAAGAGGAGAUGCUGAAGAAGCUUAUAAGGAUGAUUCUUUAAAUGUUUACCAGUAUUUUAAUGCCAGUUGUUUUAAAGGUUACAAUGAUGAAGAAAAGGGAUUUUAUACUGUAUAUAGGCAAGUAUUUGAAAAAAUCGCUGCUGAAGAUAAACCAUUUCUAGAUUCUGACGAUGAACUUGAAGUGCCAAGUUUUGGAUAUUCAUAUAGUUCAUAUGAAGAGGUAGUCCAUAAUUUUUAUGCUUAUUGGCAAAGCUAUUGUACAGCCAAGUCUUACUCAUGGGUUGAUAAGUAUGACCUAACAGAGGCUCGAAAAUCGGGAGCUGGGCGACAAGUCAUUCGUUUAAUGGAAAAAGAUAAUAAGAAACUGAGAGAGCAAUUCAAGAAGGCUAGAAAUGAAGAAGUCCGAGCUCUAGUGGCUUUUGUUCGAAAAAGAGAUAAACGAGUUCAAGCUCAAAAGAAAAAAGAAGAAGAAAGAAAAAUAGAGAAAGCAAAGCGAGCUGAAGAAAUACGAAAGCAGCAGCUUUUAGAACGAAACAAGUCUUUGGAAAGUUAUAAAGAAUCUGAAUGGCUGUCAAAUUCAGAGUUAGAAAAUAAAUUCAAUGAACUUGAAACUGCAAUAGACGAAACAUUUGGUGAUAAUGCUACAAAUGAUGCAGAUGAAGAAGAGGAAGAGGAACCAGAUGCUUUGUAUUGUGUUGCUUGUGAAAAGGAUUUUAGAUCUGAAAAAGCAAUGAAAAAUCACGAGAAUUCGAAAAAGCACAAAGAAAAUGUAGCUCUUCUGAAAUAUUUAAUGGAAGAAGAAGAAGCAGGCUUGCAAAAUGAUGAGGAGAAUGCUGUUGAUGAAGAGAAUCCUCCAAUGACCGAUUCUGAUGCUGAAAAAACCAGUGAAGCAUUAUUAGAGGAAUUAGUUAGAAGUUCUUCUUCAAAAAGUAAAAAGAAGAAGAAGAAAAAUAAGAAUGUUUUGGCAGAAACAACAUUAAAUGAUGAUAUUGAAAAUAAAGAAGAAUUGAGUUCUAAGUUAGAAGAAGUAACCAUUGUAGAUCCACCUGAAGAAUCAAAUUGUACAAAUACCAAAGUGCCACCCAAAAAUGAUACAUCUAACAAGAAGGACAAGAAAAUCAAAGUUAAGAAAGAAAAAGUUCCUGAAACUCCUUCUGAAGAUAUUGAGGAAGAAAUCAAAGAAAAGCCUAAUACAAUUUGUGAAAAAUGCAAUAGAAACUUCUUGUCAAGAAAUAAGUUGUUUGAGCAUCUAAAGGAAAGUGGGCAUGCUGUGUAUAAAAAUGAAAAUCCUAAACAGAAUGUGUCUAAUGGCUCAACAAAGAAACGAAAAAAGAAAAAGUUAUAACUGUAACUUUAUUUUAGCUUGUAAUAUAAUUUAUUGUAUAAAGUAAUGGUAUUUGUUUAUCUGUUUUUAUUGGAAUGUUGACACAUACACAAUUGA
Messenger RNA from Argiope bruennichi, 1782 nucleotides. Its product is annotated as dnaJ homolog subfamily C member 21-like. Lineage: Eukaryota; Metazoa; Arthropoda; Arachnida; Araneae; Araneidae. The record is from RefSeq and is a predicted model, not a curated record. The transcript is spliced from 14 exons. Gene Ontology annotation, cellular component: cytoplasm. Bases 124 to 1686 code for a protein of 520 amino acids. Gene Ontology annotation, molecular function: nucleic acid binding; zinc ion binding.